CUGUGGUCACAGUUACUCUUUGCCACGCUGCUGUCUGUCUCCUCGAUUCGGCUUCUUUCCGUUUUUAGUUUGUAUUUAUUCGUAAUACUUAUCAUUAAUUACUUUUAAUAGCUAAAUGUUAAGGAUAUUUUGGUAAUGGAUAAAUAAAAUAUUAAAAAUGAAGUCCGUUGUGGCUUACGUGCGCAGUCUCCUUGGUUGGUGCGACACUGAACAAUCGUUGAGAACAAACUUGAAACGAGACAGGACGGAUGGGGAUUCCUCGUCUGAUGAUGAUUUGCCGUCAUUAAAAAGGUUCAGACAACUGAGGAAGACAAAUUUUCCAGAUGUCACGCCAAAUUACGAUGUUUCAGACAUAAUGAGUGUUAAACCAACUAAGAAUGUUAGAUAUGUACCAAUUCAGUUAGAAACUGGUCACCCUAGUACUUCAACACCUAAUGUAUUGCCUGUUAAACCACCAAACCGGUACAGAUUAGUAUCAGAUAUAUCUGGAGAUGCCAAUAAAAAUGGUUCAACAUAUUUAUUGAAACCUAAAGUUGCCAGCCCUGUGCGACAGGUGGUGCAAGCUGUGAUAGAUGAUGAUGAUGAUGAUGAAAAUCCAAAGGUAUCUCUGGUUGAAAAUAAACCAGAAAACAAAAAAACAGUAUACAUUAAUUUAGAGGAAGACGAAAUAGAUAAAGAAGAUGAUGUUAUUCUGGUCAGAGAAGUAUCUCCACAACCAGCAAAGCAAUACAAAUAUGUCCUGGCUAAUAGUGAGGAACCCGAGUCCAGAAGUAAUAAACAGUACUACAGGCUUACGAAACUUAAAGAAAAAGAGGAAAAAACAUCACCGAAAAGCCAUAACUUGAAAACAUAUGGGGGCAUCAACAAAUCUUACAAGAAAGUUACUCCUCUACCCAAUUGGAUGCAAAAACAAAAUCUCAAUCUCUCCCCGAAAAGAAGUAGAUUCACAAACUUGAAUGGAAACGGUAGAACAAUGCUGUCUGAAGUGUUUAACUUGCAUGAGAAACGUAAUUAUCAAGAAUUAAUAAAGCGCGUUGCGAGCGGCACUGCACCUUUCACUUUUAACAAACCGGUGGACAUAAUAAAUUUAGCAGAAGAAACUGCAUCAUUCCGCAACACUUUGAAAUCACAGAAACGGUCAUUGAAUGAAUUAAUUUCAUUGGAAAAAGAUCUAAAUGUAAACAAGGAGAGUCAGGAUUCACAAGAAUAUGACCCUAUUACGGUGGCUUCACUUAAUCUGACAGAUUCUGACGUUGAAGUUGUACCCUCCGAGUGUUCAACAUCCUCUUCAACGAGAAUAGCUCCUGUUAAUUCAUUGCGUGACUCUUUACACGGCAAAGACAUCGCAGCCAAAGACUGGCUACCUAAGUUAAAUGAUAAAUAUAAAAAGAGAAAAGAAUACACGAAUCAAAAAUUGGAAAAUGCCCGUCGGGAGUCCGAUAUCAUAUCCAAAGUAAACCAUGAACAAAGUAUAGCACUAAUAGCUAAUAAGUUUAAAUAUGAAUUGAGUUUACCGGACAGUUUGAUAGAGGAAGUUCCCGCAACUCCAGAGUUCCCUAAAUUGAGUCCGGAAGAGGAGCAACUGGUCAAAAAGGCUCUAGGUCCGGGGCCAUUGGACCAGGUGCUCGUGCAGAAAUUCCGUAUGAGUAUCCGUAGGCGAGAUCUACAAACAUUAUCUGGACUGAACUGGCUGAACGAUGAGGUGAUCAACUUCUACAUGGAGCUGAUAACCGAGCGCAGCGAGCAGCGCCCCGACCUGCCCAAGAUACACCACUUCAACACCUUCUUCUACCCCAAGCUGAUGCGCCAGGGACAAGCCGCCUUGCAGAGAUGGACUAAGAAGGUGGACAUAUUCUCGAAAGACAUAAUCCUGGUGCCGGUGCACCUGGGCGUGCACUGGUGCCUGAGCGUGGUGGACCUGCGCGCGCGCCGCGUGGCCUACCUCGACAGCAUGGGCGGCUCCAACCAGCCCUGCCUGGACGCGCUGCUGCAGUACCUGCGCGACGAGCACCAGCACAAGAAGGGGCAGCCCUUCGACGAUAAAGGCUGGAAGACUGAGAACCUAAAGAACAUCCCGCAGCAGAUGAACGGCAGCGACUGCGGCAUGUUCGCGUGCACGUUCGCGGAGUUCGCGAGCCGCGACGCGCGCUUCAGCUUCGCGCAGGCGCACAUGCCCUACCUGCGCCGCAAGGCCGCGCUCGAGAUCCUGCGCGCGCGUCUGCUGCUCUGACUCUGUGCCGUGCUGUGCUGUGCCGUGCCGUGCCGUGUCGCGUCGCGUGUGCAAGUGAUUGUGAACAGGGAAUAUUUCAACUCAAAUCAACAUUGCUGAAUAAUAAAAUCUCAAACAUUUAUAAUUACAAUCCCCGUAGAAAUGCUUCUUUAAUAUACACAAAUUACAUUAAACAAAGCUUUAUGGUUCAUAGUCAAUCAAAUUUAACACUGGUAUGCUGAUAAGAAUUACGAAAAUAAUAUAAAUUUUAUUCAAAUAAACAAGAAUAAAAUUAAACAAUCAAAAUUGGUUCUAUCAAAUAUUCUGCAGGAGAAAUAUCAAUUAAGUUUCUGUUGGACAACAGGUAAUUAAAAAUAACUUCCACCAAUUUCUGUUAUUAAUAAUAGUGUUAUUAACUGUGUUAAUUUAUUAUA
Papilio polytes (common Mormon) is the source of this 2643-nucleotide messenger RNA. RefSeq names its product sentrin-specific protease 1-like. The transcript has 7 exons. Gene Ontology annotation, cellular component: nucleus. Gene Ontology annotation, molecular function: deSUMOylase activity. NCBI's taxonomy places the organism in Eukaryota, Metazoa, Arthropoda, Insecta, Lepidoptera, Papilionidae. The record is from RefSeq and is a predicted model, not a curated record. Bases 158 to 2230 code for a protein of 690 amino acids. Gene Ontology annotation, biological process: protein desumoylation.